AAAUUCGCAGUCGAAGCUAUACUACUGCUCGCAGUCUGCGCUAUAUAUAAUAAUACAAACGCGCCGUUUUGUGCGUUCGCCGUGCGAUACACAAUACGAGAGAGAGAAAAAAGGGAGAUAAUCGCGAGUUUAAAAUCUUCAAACUUUCUCGCGAUAAAUACAUAUACGUAUAAAAUAGAUGUGUGUGCAUAUAGUCGGCUGUGAACGACGAGUGCACGUGUGCAUGUUUAACUCCGAAGAAGCGGGGCGGCCUACGCGCAUCACUGAUACUACACAAUAAUAAUACAUAAAUAUAAGCCGCGCGAGAGUCAGACAGAGAGAGAGAGAGAGAAGAUUGCUCCAAUUUUUUCUUUCUUCCGUGAGAGCACGAGACAGAGAAAAAAAGCUCGGGCAUUCGUCAUCUGGCAAGUUGUAAAGCACUUCUAUCAUCAAUGACAGUUGUUGUCCUGACAUGUCAUACACUGAGCUGGAACAUGGCUAUCAGGAUCUCAGGAGUACUACUAACCAACCAAUAUUCUACGUAGGUGAUAUUGGGGCUGGACAAGCCGGCUUGGUAGGUCCAGGAGGUUCGCCACUGUAUUGUCCAGCAAACCGAGGCGAACUGUCGGAGGGCUGCGUCAACGAGGAUGGCUUCCUGGCCGGCGGCGAGCCCGAGGGCGAGGGCAAGCAGGUCCUGGUGGGAAUAUGCGCCAUGGCCAAGAAAUCGCAGAGCAAGCCGAUGAAGGAGAUACUCACGCGCCUCGAGGAGUUCGAGUACAUCAAGAUCAUCGUGUUCGCCGAGGAAGUCAUUCUCAAGGAGCCGGUGGACAAGUGGCCCGUAGUCGACUGCCUGAUAAGCUUCCACAGCAAGGGAUUCCCGCUGGACAAGGCCAUCAAGUACGCCGAGCUGCGCAAUCCCUUUAUCAUCAAUAAUCUCGACAUGCAAUACGACAUACAGGAUCGGAGACGAGUCUACGCUAUUCUGGAGGGCGAGGGUAUCGAGAUACCAAGGUAUGCGGUAUUAGACAGAGAUUCGCCCGAUCCGAAACAUUUUCUUCCAGAGCACGAGCUCGUCGAGUCCGAGGAUCACGUCGAGGUCAACGGUGUCACCUUCAACAAGCCCUUCGUGGAGAAGCCCGUCUCGGCCGAGGAUCACAACAUCUACAUCUACUAUCCGACCUCGGCCGGUGGCGGCUCGCAGCGGCUCUUUCGCAAGAUCGGCAGCCGCAGCUCGGUCUACUCGCCCGAGUCGCGGGUACGCAAGACGGGCUCGUACAUCUACGAGGACUUCAUGCCCACCGACGGCACGGACGUCAAGGUUUACACGGUCGGGCCGGAUUACGCGCACGCGGAGGCCCGCAAAAGUCCCGCUCUCGACGGCAAGGUCGAGCGCGAUUCCGAGGGCAAGGAGAUCCGUUACCCGGUGAUACUCAGCAACGCCGAGAAGCUCAUCAGCCGCAAGGUCUGCAUGGCCUUCAAGCAGACGGUCUGCGGCUUCGACUUGCUCAGAGCCAACGGCCAAUCGUUCGUCUGCGACGUCAACGGAUUCAGCUUCGUGAAGAACUCCAACAAGUACUACGAUGACUGCGCCAAGAUACUCGGCAACAUGAUCCUGCGGGAAUUGGCUCCGACCUUGCACAUACCCUGGAGCGUGCCCUUUCAACUCGACGAUCCGCCGAUCGUGCCCACGACCUUUGGCAAGAUGAUGGAAUUACGAUGCGUGGUCGCCGUCAUAAGGCACGGAGACCGCACGCCCAAGCAGAAAAUGAAGGUGGAAGUGCGACAUCCCAAAUUCUUCGAAAUUUUCGCCAAAUACGAUGGGUACAAGCACGGCCAUGUCAAACUGAAACGUCCGAAGCAGCUGCAGGAGAUCCUCGACACGGCGAGGAGCCUGCUCGCCGAGAUACAGCACAGAGCCGCGGGCCCCGAGCUCGAGGAGAAGCAGGGAAAACUGGAACAGCUGAAAAGUGUUUUAGAAAUGUACGGUCAUUUUUCCGGAAUCAAUCGCAAAGUCCAAAUGAAGUAUCAACCUCGAGGUAGGCCAAGGGGCAGCUCUUCCGACGACGGGAGUAGCAGCAAUCGACUGGGCGAGCCGUCGCUGGUGCUGAUACUGAAGUGGGGCGGCGAGCUGACGCCCGCGGGCAGGAUCCAGGCCGAGGAGCUGGGCCGCAUAUUUCGCUGCAUGUACCCUGGUGGUCAAGGUAGACACCUCAGUGAGGAAGACUCAGAGAUGUUACCAAGCCACGGUGAAUACGCCGGAGCUCAGGGACUAGGUUUGCUGCGGCUGCACUCGACCUUCCGACACGAUCUGAAGAUUUACGCGAGCGACGAGGGACGCGUGCAGAUGACAGCCGCCGCCUUCGCCAAGGGCCUGCUGGCCCUCGAGGGCGAGCUCACGCCCAUACUCGUGCAGAUGGUCAAGAGCGCCAAUACCAAUGGCCUGCUGGACAACGAUUGCGACAGCAGCAAGUAUCAAAAUAUGGUGAAAAACCGAUUGCACGAGUACUUCCAGCAGGAUCGGGACUUCACCGACGAGGACCGCGAAAAAAUCAAUCCCACCAACGCGCUGAGCAUCAACACGGCCCUGGACUUCGUGAAGAAUCCAGUGCGCUGCUGCCAGCACGUGCACAUGCUGAUCCAGAAGCUCAUGGACAUCGUGCGCAUCAAGAAGGACGACCCGAAGACCAAGGACGCCAUCCUGUAUCACGGCGAGACCUGGGAGCUGAUGGGCCGCAGGUGGGGCAAGAUCGAGAAGGACUUCUGCACGAAGCAGAAGCGCUUCGACAUAUCCAAGAUACCGGACAUCUACGACUGCAUCAAGUACGAUCUGCAGCACAACAAUCACACGCUGCAGUUCGAGCAGGCCGAGGAGCUCUACAUCUACUCCAAGUACCUGGCCGACAUCGUCAUACCGCAGGAGUACGGCCUGACGGUGCAGGAAAAAUUGACCAUCGGCCAGGGUAUAUGCACGCCCCUGCUGAAGAAGAUACGCGCCGAUCUGCAGAGGAACAUCGAGGAGCCCGGGGAGGAGAGCGUCAAUAGAUUGAAUCCUAGAUAUUCUCACGGGGUAUCGAGUCCCGGCAGACACGUGCGCACAAGACUGUACUUUACCAGUGAAAGCCAUGUACAUUCAUUAUUAACGGUUUUACGAUACGGUGGCUUGCUUGAUGUCUUGAACGACGAGCAAUGGAGGAGAGCCAUGGAGUACGUCAGCAUGGUCUCGGAAUUGAAUUACAUGUCGCAAAUCGUCGUCAUGCUGUACGAGGACCCCACGAAAGACCCGAGCAGCGAGGAACGAUUCCACGUAGAAUUGCAUUUCAGUCCCGGCGUCAAUUGUUGCGUGCAGAAAAAUUUGCCGCCCGGGCCGGGCUUCAGGCCGCAUUCGCGCAACGAGAGCAGCCAUAAUUUACAAGACGUAGGCUCCGGUCAGGAUUCGAACUGCAGCACGCGUAUCGAGGAGGAAGACACGGAAGUAGGUCAAUUAGAAGAAGACGUCGCGACGCCUCCGCAAGAGCCGGAAGUGUCGACUACGAUAAUCGAGGUCGAUCCCGUCGACGCUGCCGACGCCGCCGAUUCCACCUUGGACAGUCCCACGACGAGCCGAGCCAUCAACAUGAUGGACUUGGAUCCGAACAUCAUGGACGAGCCGUACGACAGUGGUUUUCUGCAGAGCUCGGCACCCAUUCCCAUAAGCGCGAGAACCGUGGCCGGUCACGAGGCGGCCAGACUGGGCAGUCAAUUGGCCGCGAGUCAGAGGCAGCGCCGCGAGCGCGAGGCGGCCGGCAUCAUAUGCGAGCCAAGGGCGCGCAGCUACGACCAUCAGCGCCAAGACAAACCGGAAAAAACUGCGGACAAGCUGCAGUAUCAGAGCUUGGACGCGGUCGACAACGAAGCGAGUCGCUCGCCGAAACUCGCGGACAUAUUUCCGGACGACUGUCUGUCGAGCAAGCCCGCGCCCCUGGCCGGCAGUCUGCCGCACUCGGUGAGCUCGCCGGAUCUCGCGCUGUCGCCCGUCGUCGCGAACGUCCUGCCGAUCAUCAACGUCGUCGAGGAACCUGCUGCACCUCCAGCGGCGCCGAACAAAACUACGACUACUACUACCACUCCCGUCGCGAUACCAGCUCCUCUGAUAACCCUGCACAACACCCCGCUAGCUUCGCCCGGCACGAUAGCUACCGCCACCGCCGCCGCAGCAGCCGCAGCAGCAGCCGCCUCCUCCGACGUUAUCGAUUUUUCGCUGGCUGCCGCUAACGUCGUGGCUACUAAUAAUCGCAGUAACGCAGCAGCAGCGGCAUCAUCGCAAAAGAUCGUCGCGGUUAACGACAACGGCCAAUCGACGAGCCUUAGCAGCAGUAGUAAUAACGCUAGAUCGCAGAUGCUACAGCUUCCCGGCAGUAACGCUUGCUACGUAGUGAAGAAGUACGGCCGCUCGCACUCGGCGAUGACGCUGCCCGUGAUCGAGAUCAGCGGUGAGUCCACCCCGCCGCGAACGCCCGUCUCGCUCUUGUCCCGUCCGACGACGACGACGACCAACCAAGACGACGACGACGACGAUAACAAUUGCUUUAACAACGACGACGAGCUGCAGCUGCUACUCGACGACGAGACCAGCGGCGAUUUUCUCCUGCCGCCCGACAAGCGUCGGCUGCUGCUGCUGCGCUCGUCGUCGUCCUCGCCGCUGCAGCGUCGGCAUCGACACCACCAUCAUCAUCAUCAUCAUCAUUAUCACUACCACUACCAUCACCACUACUGUCAACAAAAUUUCGCGCAGACGACUGCUGCAUCGCGUCAGCAGCGACACUCCCUCAGCUCGAAUCAGCUCGAGAUCGUGACCGAGGCCCUGCUGGAGAAACGCUCGCGCUCUCCAUCCCCGGCCGCGGCCGAUCGCUGCAACUGCUACAACUGCAACGUGUCCGAGCUCAUAAUGCAGAGCAGCGAUCUGUCGCCCGCGGAGCGCUCCAACUUUCGCACCUACUUCUCGCGCUCGCUCUCCCACAAAUUUUCCAACUGCUCGUGCUACGCCGGCUCACCUAUCAAUUAUCAUCAUCGUCGUCGUCAUUCUCGCUCUCCUCGCAAUCCUGCUGCUGCCAGCGCCGACGCGUCGAGCAGCGCCUCGUCCUACGACGCCGCGAGUCCGAGCAGCAGCAGUCCGCCGACGCCCGAGAACGGACUCGUGACUACUACUACUACCAAUUACGCGAUGAAAUUGACAAGAUCGAACUCGUGUCCGGACUCUCUGUUAAAAUUCGCGACAUUUGAAGAAGCCGUCGUCGGUAAAAGACGACGCCACGACUCGCUGGACUCCGUGCUCUCGUCCUCCUCGUCCUGCUCCCUUCCAUCCUGCGCCACGAAGCUGCAUCCGAGCUGCUCGCUAGACUGCCUCAGGACGACGCCCAUUGGCCACAAUUAUAUUAAUAAUAAUAAUACUACUUUUAAUAAUGGCGCGUCCAUGUAUUUGCACGACAAUUAUCGUUACAAGAAUUGCUGUUGUUGUUGUUGUUGUUGUUGUUCUUACUGCUGCUGGGGCUGUUGUUGCUGCUGUCUCAAUUACUCGGACGUCGAUCAGAAUGACGUCGACGAACAGCAGCAGCAGCAGCAACAGUCGUCCAGCACCGCCGUCACCGCGUGGCUGGAAUCUCAUUCCAAAUGUCAGCCGAGACGAUCCCUGUCCGGGUCCGGCUGUUGUGUAAGAGCGAAAUUUGAUUUGGAAUUAGAUCCCAGGCACAAGUUCAUCAACGCUAACUACCAUCACCAUCAUCAUCAUCACAACCACAAGAACCGUAACCCGCACCAUCAUCACCAUCAUCAACAUUGUCCAGUCUGUAUAAAUAAUCCGCCACCGCAGCCGCAGCAAAGCACUAAUAACUACGUCGCUGCUAUUAACCAAUCGUCCCACAACAACCAACACCAACACCACCACCAUCAUCAUCAUCAUCAUAAUAAACAUCAUCAUCAUCAACAUCACCAUCAUCACUGUCCCUCCGCCCAGCUGCGCAACAAGCUCCAGCAGCAAAGAUCCUUCUCGUCCCCAGACACGCGACCUUCGAUCAUUCAACCUGACCCUACUACCUGUAACACAGCAAGGCGCCACCGUCACAGUAUCUCCGGACAGAUGAGUUAUUUCAAACUGUUGGGCUACAACGUGAGCAAGAAGCUCACCGGCUCCGCGAACAGCCUCUUCAGCACGGCGGUGAUCAGCGGCUCGUCGAGCGCGCCCAAUCUCAAGGACAUGGUGCCGCCUCACGCCUCGGCCGUUGCAGCUAUCGAAGGAUUCGGAGGAGUGCCGCCCAUCAGGCCGCUGGAGACGCUCCACAACGCCCUGUCGCUUCGCCAGCUCGACGUAUUUCUCGAGAUGAUGACGGGGGCGCCGCUGUUUCGCACGCCGGCCUCGUCGCCGCCCAAGUCGUCGCCCAUCGGGCCCGGACCGAACGGGACUGCGGCAGCGGCUGCGUCGUCGACGGCCGCUGGAGGAGGAGCAGGAGGACACCAUCAGAAUCUUGGCAUCGAAGCGGCUAGAUACAUCACGCCCAAUCCGAUCAAUUGCAAGGGCAACGGUGCGGCCGGCGGCAGCAGUCACGAGGCCGAGCUGAUAGCCGAUCUGAAGUUCCAAGCGUCGCCGACGAGCCCUAACAGUAAGUCAGAAGUCGCGCGAAAACAACAACAGCAACGUAAGUACGCCAACGAAACUGACGCGAAAAUUGUGAAAUCACCUGCCGCAGGCACAGGUUGGAGCAGCGAGCCGGCCUCGUUCCUGUCAUCCGAGCCGUCGUCACCGGCGCCGACCUCGGCGGGCGAGUGCAGCAUGUCUAUGAGCUUGGUCAGUAACGACGGGCAAAAAUAUACGUCGAAUCUCGACAUAGACUUCGACGACUUCUGCGCGAACAUCGAGCAGCAGCAGCAGCAACAGCAGCAGCAGCAGCAUCAGCUUCUGCAGCAGGAGGCUCUGCGCGAGAGUCGCGGCAGCGUCUCGUACACGGACUACUACAGCAACGAGGAUGGCCAGAUCAGGCAGAGGGCGGCCUUGGGCGGCGACAACUGCUUCCCCGUGUACGUGAAGCCGCCGAGCUCUUCCGACGGCGACGCCAGUCCGACCGCCGAGGUCGACGAGGCCGAGGAGGAAGAGGAGGAGGAGGACAACAACCUCACCAUCAAGCAGGAGGACGCCGAGCGACAGAAGAAGCAGGACGUGCAGCUGAUCUUCGAGCAGAAGCAGAGCCAAGAGGCGGCCAAAGCCGGCAGUAGUUAUAAGAAAAUUGGCAGGUUCCUGGUCGAGAGUAGAAAUCCCAACGAGAUGCUCAGCUCGAGUCUGGCCUCCGCGGAUAGCAAAGGCACGCCGUUGCCUACGACGGGCGGCGGCGGCGGCGGCGGCGGCAGCAGCUCGGACCCGAAGAAAAAUCUGCUCCGCUCGCAGAGCGUCUACACGCCCAAGUCAAUAUUGUCGAGCGGCGGCGCCAAAUCGGCGACCUCGCUGCAGAAGCAGUCCUCGCUGUCCAUGUCCGCGAACGUCCAAUUUCCGUCUGACCAAGAGCAGCAGCAGCAGCAGCAGCAGCCACAGCCACAGUUGACACUCGCGAGCAGUAUCACUGACAAGGCUCACGUGACGUUCGGUUUCGACGUCGCGCAGAAUAAACAAAACUGAAUGUAAUUCGUUAUUAUCAGCGUUUGGCGCUAUUUUCUUUCGUUUUUCUAUGGCCUGCAGGAAUCUUAUGUAAUAUCGGAGAGGCGUGAUUUAUAUAGAUAUACAUUUUUCCAUUUAUAAAUAAUUGCCUUGAUCCUAUACACCCCCCUCGCGAAGCAGUAGUAGAGAGCAGCAGUGUUUACUUUCAACGAUGAACUCUUCUUUUUUUUUUGUUACGAUCGUAAUUUUUAUACGUAUACAUGAUGAAGAUGAUCAAGUAGGUUUUACAGAGAUCGAUUGUAUUUUUUUACCACGUUGAUACCAUUAUAAUAAUAGAGUAAAAUGUUUAUGAUGAACGUGCGCGCCUGGUGAUCCGACCAGUUAUUGUUCACGAUUGUUUACACAGAAAUUUUUGCUUUGGCAUUGUACGUUAAAUUUUUAUUUAUUUAUCAUGAUUGUAGUGUUGCCCCCCCCCCUCUUUUUUUUGUAUUUACUUCCUCGAGAAAGAGAGUACAUUUUUUGUGUAUUCGACUUAAAAGUCUAUUUUUAUAAUCAUUGAUGUAUUAAUUGUACGGUACCUGACUAAAGUGCUCGGCGGAGCGCUCGAAGCAAAAUGUGGAUUCAAAAAGUACUUACAUACGUAAAGAAAAAAAAAAUUUAAACAAAACAACAAAUAUCAAAUUGAAAUAUUUUACGAUUGAUGAUUUACCAGAAUAUAUGUAAAAAAAUAUGUGUAAAAAAAAAUAGUUGUUAAUGUGCAAAGAAUAGAGCGCUUUUGUAUAGUUGCACAUUUUUAACGCGUGUCCAUAUAGGUCAAAUGAAUUUGUAUAACGAUGUUAUUUGCCGCGAAUCUUUUUCUUUCGCGGUCGAUCAAAAACAAAAAAUUGAUUAUAUUGCGAUUCACGUGAAAUUUUAUUUAUAUCGUUUAAAUAACGUUUUUCCGUGACGAUAGUCGUUCGGUGUCAAGGUUCAAUAUUAUAUAUGAUGUAAAAUGCAAAUGCAGUCCACUUUGAUGUCGUAUUAUUAUUGUUAUAUUACAUCGUGUGAGAAAUAAUUCUAACGAAUGUAAACCAUGUAUAUCGCGUGAAACGAAUUGUAAACGAAUGAAACGCUUUUCCGUUGAAAAAUGAAACAAAAAUUAUAAAUGAAAAAAAUAAUUGUUAAUUUAAUGAAUUGUAGAAAUAUAAAAAGAAAAAGAGAAAAUUAAUAAUAAAUAAUCAUAUAUUACAAAAACUAUCAUUAUUAUUCGAUGCACCGAUCGCCUCGACCGCAAUUAGUAUCGAUCGAG
Molecule: messenger RNA, 8885 nt
Organism: Trichogramma pretiosum
Lineage: Eukaryota; Metazoa; Arthropoda; Insecta; Hymenoptera; Trichogrammatidae
Product: inositol hexakisphosphate and diphosphoinositol-pentakisphosphate kinase 2
Exons: 25
Coding region: 452-7618 (2388 amino acids)
Biological process (GO): inositol metabolic process; inositol phosphate biosynthetic process
Cellular component (GO): cytosol
Molecular function (GO): 5-diphosphoinositol pentakisphosphate 1-kinase activity; inositol hexakisphosphate kinase activity; diphosphoinositol pentakisphosphate kinase activity
Source: RefSeq, a predicted model, not a curated record